Messenger RNA from Adineta ricciae, 393 nucleotides. The record is from the annotation of a GenBank genome assembly. NCBI's taxonomy places the organism in Eukaryota, Metazoa, Rotifera, Eurotatoria, Adinetida, Adinetidae.
AUGGAUAGUCUUUUCAGUUCAGCUGGUAGUAAAGCAGCAGCGGAAAUUAGAGAUAGUACGGUAGAAUCGAUCCAAAUAAUCGGUCGGGAUUUUGGGACGUCAGUCAAGACAUUCUCAAAGAAUUAUUAUCGAUCAGUGGAUAUUUUCAGCGAUCGUAUGGUUCUUGCCAGUCCUCAGUUAGGAUGCAAUAUUGGUUAUGAUACAGUGAAAAUGAUUCUUGACAAUCGUCUCAUCCAAUUACUCCUCGCAAUAUUGUGCUGCUAUUUCUCGGACAAGACACUAACACUCUUCUAUCAAUUAACAACAUAUUUAACAACUACAAUUGCUGUUCUACUUCUUCGUACAGUUGAUUAUGGGAUUUAUUUCUUAUUUCUUCGAGCUAUUCUAUAUUAA